This is a messenger RNA of Xenopus laevis (African clawed frog), 4701 nucleotides long. It is a transcript of the gene tmem59l.L, whose product is annotated as transmembrane protein 59 like L homeolog. Gene Ontology annotation, cellular component: Golgi membrane. The record is from RefSeq and is a predicted model, not a curated record. The transcript is spliced from 8 exons. Lineage: Eukaryota; Metazoa; Chordata; Amphibia; Anura; Pipidae. The coding region runs from base 218 to 1225 and encodes 335 amino acids.
AGGAAAGGCGAAAAUUGGCCUUCCAAAACAUUGGAACGUCAGUAAAAGAAUACCGCAGCAACUUGGGCAUCUUGCGCUCCCUCCCUUCUCUCUCCCAGAGUCCUUUGCACCCAUAACGUGACGUCAGAGCAGCUCUGACAGCGCACCGGGGCUGCUGAUGUGAGUGUCUCUCUGCUUGGCCAUCCGCACCUGGAUCUGGAUUUAAAAGCCCGGCAGCAUGGGGGCACCUGAACACUGGAGCUGCGACCUCAGUCUCCUCCUUUCCCUCAUAGUGAUUGUAUCUGCGGUGUCUGCAGCGGAUCCCUUUGACUCCCAAUUGGGGGACAUAACAUCCUGCAGCAAGCAGUGUCAGCUCAUCUUCCUGCAGCAGAGCUCAGCCCAAGAUGCCGUCAUUUCUGCCUGUUCUAGAGGCUGCCGGCUGUUCUCCAUCUGUCGCUUUGUGGAUGUCACUGCUGAACUCAACACUACAAGAGCUGAAUGCGAGUCAGCUUGCAUUGAAGCCUAUGCCAAAGCCGAUGAACAAUACGGAUGUAUCACUGGCUGCAGAAAACAGCUGCCUGAAGCCGAAAACCAGAAAGAAAAGAUGGCGGAUCUCAGGCUUCCUUCAUAUUUGUCUGUGUUUGACCUCAUAUCUGGCUUCUGCAGUGACAUUGUCAGCUCAGCCCAGAGUUUUAUUUCCUCUACUUGGACCUUCUACCUUCAAGCAGAUGAUGGAAAGGUGGUUGUUUUCCAGUCUCAGCCAGAGAUUGAGUUUCCAGCUUUAGAGCUGCAAGCUCCACGAUCAGAUGUCACAGAGAAAGCAUGGACUCCAUCCAAAAUCAAGCCGCAUUCAGGCCUACGAGACAGGACAGAGAAACCCCAAAGAAAGGAGUCCAAGGUGAAACAUAAAUUGCCUCAUAUGGAGACCCCACAAUCAGAGCAUGAUUUCUUAGGCUGCAUGUCCAAGCGCUCAGGGUUGCCACGCUGGAUCUUGGCUGCUUGCCUCUUUCUGUCUAUCAUUGUGAUGUUGUGGCUCAGCUGUGCAAGUCUGGUGACUGCUCCUGAUCAGCACAUAAAGGCACAGCCCCUGAGUAUAAAUGGAGACAAGGAGUACCUUGAAGAUAUUGAGAAACCCACUCCUUUUCCUCUACAGCCUGUUGUUUCUGUUACUAUUUGCCCUACAGAAGAAAGCGAGGAGGCAGGACCUCUCCCUGUCAAAGUCGACAUGGACAAAACUAUCAUCUAAGACGGUCUUUGAUAAAUCUGUAAUGCUAUAAGGGGGUUGUGUGCACCACAAUAAGUUGUAGUCUCCUGUAGCAUUAGAGUGGGUAAUUGUCUUGUUUUACUGGUCUCUUUUGCUUCCUUUUGUUGCAAAGCAUCAAGAUUGUUUAUCAGCAACAGAAAAACACCACAAAUGGUCUAAUUCUUGUGGUAUUUUUAUUAGAAAAGUGAAAGGCUUCAGUUAUUGUGCUGGUUGCUCAUAUUGACUUGAUUUUUUGAUCACUUGGGCCCAUGGAGCCAAUAAAUCAUAAGCGCUACAGUAGCCUCUCCUAGAGCCCAAGUGAAAUGUGCUACGACUGUUUCUGUAGGUGUAAUCUUCUCUUAAGGCAAUGCUCUACUGUAUCUUCUUCAUGGGAAAGAAGACUUUAACUACAAGAGGCACUUGAUUUUGUAUAAUGUAAUCUACAAGCUACAGCUAUAAAGCAUGUCCAUGUUGAUCCAUUCCGAAUUAUCACAGGCUUUGAACUAAUCUAUAAGUGUGUAUGAAUUCCCUCCCCCCCGUGCUGAGUGCUUCUAUAAAUACCUUCGGACAUCAGGAAUUAUAUUACAGUUAAUGUCUUUGGUGAAAAUUCUUAGGUAUUAAUUUUGUUUGUAAAAUAUUAUUCAGCAAAAACGUAUGCUUUAUAGAUAGUGUUGGGUCUUUGAAGUAAAGGAAUGUGAACAAGCUCUUAUUUAUACUGUGUAGUCAGAAAGGUUGCUUAAUUUUCUACUUCUUGAACCAUAGCCCAAGUGUUGUCUGUUAUUAAAAGACUGACUGCGAAAUUGGAGGCUAAUACAUAAUGUAUCACGUUAAUGAAAAAUUGGCCAGCUUUCCUCCAUCCUUGUAGGCUUAUUCAAGUGAACAUCUAAUUCUCUUAGAGAUGUUCUGAAAUAAAGGGCAUGAUGUUCAAAAGUGGAGUUGGAGUAAAUAUAUUGCUAAGUGACAACUUCCAUAGUAAACAAUGUCCAGGAUAAUUCUACGUUUACUAGACAAAUGCUGCUCAAAUGACAGGAUACAUGAUUUCACAGUAGUGAUUAUAAAAAUGAUACAUAUAUCCCUGACACACAUUUCCCCAUUUCAGUGUAUUGAAGAAGUAUAUCAUAAUGCCCUCUCAAAAUACACUGGUUUAGACAUAUUUACCAGCAUCAACAUUGUUUUAACCCUUUGCUAUUAGCGUUAUCCUGGUGUAAGAUUGAUUCAGGACAUGCGUGUUGCUAGGCAAUGUACAUUUCCAUUAGCAAAACCAACCCAAAAACAUAGAUUCGUUGUUGGUGGUUACCCACUUACCAUAUACUGUCAAAUCUUUAUUGUCAACAAGGAAAGGGUAUAACAAAAUUCUUAAGAUCCUACGCUUAAAGACAAUCUCGUUGAAGGGACACUCAUGGAAAAAUGUUUGUAUAUAGGAAGUCUAUUUGUACAGUUUUCUUUGUGAACAUUUGUCUUUAAUACAUAUAAUGUGAACGAAAACUUCAUUAAAGAAGGACCUUAUCCAUCAGAGAACUCCCCAUAAUUCAUUGACCAUUGCAAAAUCAUCCAGAUUCCAGCACUCCACACCUAAAAGUUCUCUCCCACAAAAGCAAAGUACUGUCAUCGGGUUUGCAUUUUUUCCUGUUUUCCUUUCCAUGUCUGAGCUGUGGUUGGCAAUCAACACAUAACCGACACAAAAGGCUUUGUCUGUCACUUCCAACAUCACCUUUAAACUCCGAGCAUUCACCAUGCAAGGUGUCAGUGUGGCGCAUGAUAUGCCAAGGGUUAGUAUGCACAACUACUUAUAUAGAAUAAGGUGUGGGCAAGAAUGUCAGCAGAAAGAUGAAAAAAUGAAAUAUGACAAGCAGUGAUUCUAAAGCAUGCAUACAACACAUUAUGGAUAGAGGCAGUGUAAGAUGUCCUUGAAUAAAGCUAAAUGUUUCAAUAGUGUGCUGUGGUUUUUACAUUAUCUUUAAUUGCAUCUACGUAUAAUUUUGCCAGAGCCCAAUUAUAAUUUCACAUUAAAUUUUACAUUCUCAUAGCUGUUGGGGUACACACUGUCAGAACAGAGUAGCCAAAGCACUUAGUCUACACUGUGCUUCUACAGUAUAUCACAUCAAUUUGUUUUAUUCAAGCCAUAUACUGUAGCUGCCAUAAGUACUGCUCUGAGCUACUUAAAUGAAAUAUGCAAUUAUUUGCAUUCUAGAAAUGGUUGGAGCUCCUUGAUGGAAAAGCACAGAAUGGUAUUAUGGCAGCACAGGAGCUGACACAGCUUAAACUUAUGUGGAAUGGAAUAAGAAGUAGGUGUUUUUCAAACCAUUAAUAAGAGAAUGUACAUAUGUAUGAAGCAUGGCAAACAAAAGAUAAUGAACCCAGUGCUAUAGAUUAUAUAUAUAUAACAAUCUCAUGAAAAAUUGUUAGAGCCAUUGACAUUUGGACAUAUAUUUUUAUUACCCACCAUGUGGCAUAUUAUUUUGAAUGCAACAUCUAUAUUGUAUAUACAUUGAAGAAUAUAUUCCACUAUAGCAUUUUUAAAGCAGGCUACAUAUUCCAUAAAAUGUGACCAAACUGAUUGGUGUAGGACAGCGUUCCCCAACCAGUGGUUCUUAAGCAACAUGUUGCUCACCUACCCAAUGGAUGUUGCUCCCAGUGGCCUCAAAGCAGGUGCUUAUUUUUGAAUUCCUGGCUUAGAGGCAAGUUUUGGUUGAUUAAAAAACAGGUUUACAGUCUGGUGCACCAAACUGAGCCAAGCAUUCUGAUUAAUUAUCCUGCAAUCCAAUCCAUUUUAAUAGUAUAUUUUGGUACCACGAUUUAAUCCCGCACAACUGGGCGAUUUUCUGGACUCUGAGUGCUGAGUUUUGAGGCAAGAAACACAUAAGUCCGGAAGCACCCACUGCACAUACCUCUACCACUAAGUGUGUUGAAAUAAAGCCGUUUUGCAACAAACAUAUGGUCCUCUUUGGAUGUCCGGAACAGCGCCCAGUUGUGUGGGAUUAAAUCAUGGUAUUAAAGUAUACCAGCUGGGAGUAGCCUAUGUCUCGCGAGGGCAGCGUCUGGCAGAGAGGACAACUGAAUGGGUGAGCACCGAUGCGGACGACAUCACAUUCUUUCUUCUUACAUUUUAAUAGUAUACUUUGGCCAUCUACACGUGGGACCAAUUUGCAGUGAUUAUUGGUCAUCUGCUGCUUCUCCUACCUAUUCUAAGUAAAUGUAAGCAUGCAUUGCUAUGUAACUCUGCCUUCAACAUUAUUCCAUGAGAAAAGAAAAAGAGCAUUAUGUUCAGCUUAGUACUUGUAUGUCUCAGCUGGGAUAGGGAGGAGAUCUUGGCAACUGUUAACUCUGAAUAAAACAAAGUGUAAGGAAAUGUAUGAUUGUAAAAUAGAUCUGCUUAUAUGUAUGCUGACUUUGCGAGUAAUAAAAACUGCUGUACAGUAGCUUCAAUUUACCAUAGUGUAUGACAUUUUUAAAAUAAACUGUGAUUUCUUGGCUCUUCA